Messenger RNA from Vigna umbellata (rice bean), 2262 nucleotides. RefSeq names its product zinc finger protein CONSTANS-LIKE 9-like. NCBI's taxonomy places the organism in Eukaryota, Viridiplantae, Streptophyta, Magnoliopsida, Fabales, Fabaceae. The record is from RefSeq and is a predicted model, not a curated record. Gene Ontology annotation, molecular function: protein binding; zinc ion binding.
UUCUCUUCAAAAGCCCAGCUUCCACUUCUAGGGUUCCUUUGCUUUCAAUUCUUCCUUCAAAAUAUUAUUUUUAUAUUCUUUUUCUCAAAAAAGCAAUAAACCCCUUUUCCUUACCGAUCUUGUCCUCUCUCUCUCUCUCUCUCUCUCUCUCUCUCUCUCUCUCUUUCUUGCCGUAUGCCGAGUUUACAGAACUGAAUUGUAGUUUCCUUCAUCAGUAUCAAAUUUUCCAACAGCUUAUUCAGGAACAAACAGGGAGAAAGUUUAAAGAUGGGUUAUUUAUGUGAUUUUUGUGGAGACCAGAGGUCAUUGGUGUACUGUCGCAGUGAUGCUGCAUGCUUAUGUUUGUCGUGUGAUCGAAAUGUUCAUUCUGCUAAUGCCCUAUCUAGGCGUCAUUCGAGAAGCCUUCUAUGUGAGAGAUGUAAUUCACAACCUGCUUUCGUGAGGUGUGUUGAAGAGAAAAUUUCGCUUUGUCAGAACUGUGAUUGGUUGGCUCAUGGUAGCUCACCUACUUCUUCGACACACAAGAGGCAAACAAUCAAUUGCUACUCUGGCUGCCCUUCAGCUGCAGAGUUUUCUUCAAUAUGGUCCUUUUUCUUAGAUAUCCCUUCUAUGGGUGAAGCAUGUGAGCAGGAACUGGGUUUGAUGAGCAUUAAUGAGAAUGGCAACAAGAGUGAUUUGGUUCCUCCAGAAGGGACAAAUGUGUCUGGUUCAUCUCAAGUGACAGAUCUACCCACCAAGGGUAAAUUUUGGGCUGGAACAUCUUCAAUACCCGUGUCAGACUCAGAACCUCGUAUCCUGGACCAGCUACCUGAACCUGGGAAUGAAUGUAUGCCCAAGUUGAAUUGUCCUGGGAAAAAAAAUUCUGGGAUAUGUGAAGAUGAUAAUCUAUAUGAUGAUUUCAUCAUGGAUGAAGUGGAUCUAGAACUUGAGAACUACCAGGAACUUUUUGGGAUGGCUCUCAGUCAUUCGGAAGAGCUUUUUGAAAAUGGUGGAAUUGAAAGCUUAUUUGAGACAAAAGACAUGUCUGCUAGUGCUGGUGAAUCCCACUGUCACGGUGCUGUUGCUGCUGAGGGAUCAUCUACUGGGCUGGUCAAUGCUAUCCAACCAGCAUGCAGCAAUGCAGCAUCUGCAGAUUCAAUGUUGAGUACAAAAACUGAACCAAUUGUUUGUUUUACGGGAAGGCAAUCUCAAUCAAACAUUUCUUUUUCUGGUGUUACCAAAGAUAGUGCUGGUGACUAUCAAGAAUGUGAUGCUUCUUCAAUGCUUCUCAUGGGAGAGCCUCCCUGGUGUCCUCCUUGCCCUGAGAGUUCCCUGCAUUCUGCCAACCGUAGCAAUGCUGUAAUGCGCUAUAAGGAAAAGAAGAAGACCCGGAAGUUCGAGAAGAAAGUAAGGUAUGCCUCUCGAAAGGCUAGGGCCGAUGUCAGAAGGCGUGUGAAGGGCCGAUUUGUUAAAGCCGGUGAUGUCUAUGACUAUGACCCUUUGAGCCAAACCAGAAGCUACUGAGUGUACAACUUUUAACCAUGUUCUAUAAAAGGAAAGGAACACUCGUAAAGAAAACAGUAACUCUUACCUGAAAAAAUGGAUGAAAUUGAUACAUUUUUAUCCAUGCAGUGACAAACUGUCUGAUUUGAUCACAGGGGCAUAGAUUUUCUGAAAGGAGAAGAAGAUUGUAAGCAGGCCCUAUUUCAAUGAACAGACAGUGUAAGCUCAGGAGCAGGUUGUGUCCUUCACUGCAAUGGACAUCCCCAGUUGCAAUUUCUGCUUACAUGACAGCAUCACAAACUGCCUUCAGGCAAUGUGUCAUGAAUUUUGAUUGCCCUUCUGUUUAACUUGGCAAAUCCUGCUUCUUCAUUCUAAUCUAAUGCAAAAUUCUUUUGGUCCUUGGCCUUGAUCUUGCUCAUAGUUUGUCAUAUUUUAUGUCAACUCCUCACUGAUCCUAAGUCACAUGUACAAGUGCCUAUGAUGGCAUGAUAAGUGGCUCAAUUUGAUAAAUUCUAGACAAUGUUCUACUCUGUUGUAGGCUGUAAUAUUUUGUCCCUCUCUUUUUGCCAUGUAUUGUGCAGAAUAUACAUGUGUGCAGCUAGAGGUGUAAUGGCCCAACAGUUCCUUAGGUAUGACAAAUUUUAAAUUUGAAGGUUUUUUAUGUAUAGAAUAGGAUGCUGCUAUUUAUAAUUUUGAUUACAAAACUUCAUUGGAGCUGUACAAUGUAUUCAUAAAAAGUUUUGUUUGUAUUUUAUUCGAGUCAUUGAUACAUUUCAACUA